This is a messenger RNA of Microplitis demolitor, 2442 nucleotides long. RefSeq lists its product as uncharacterized. The transcript is spliced from 3 exons. Bases 484 to 1185 code for a protein of 233 amino acids. The record is from RefSeq and is a predicted model, not a curated record. Lineage: Eukaryota; Metazoa; Arthropoda; Insecta; Hymenoptera; Braconidae.
CCGGCACUAUACUAUAUUCCGUUCAAUUUUAUCUAUAACUUAUUGAGCCACACCGUCCAUCGUACGGUAUUAAUACCAAUUUAAUAUAGUGGAAACCUAAAACAUGCAAACCUUCUCAAUAAGACAAUUUAUAGAUAAAUUGAGAAAAAUAUAGAUAGCCCGAACUGGGAAUCGAACCCAGACCAUGUCGGUAUCGCGCCGAGUGCUCUACCAGUUGAGCUAUCCGGCACUAUACUAUAUUCCGUUCAAUUUUAUCUAUAACUUAUUGAGCCACACCGUCCAUCGUACGGUAUUAACACCAAUUUAAUAUAGUGGAAACCUAAAACAUGCAAACCAAUAUACAAUACCUAAAAGUAUACUAAAUACGAGCUUGUUCCCUGGUGAUUGCACCCCACACCAUUAACCGUAAUGCCUGAUGAUUUCAUACAAACUGAUAAGAGCCAUGUAUAAAUAGCCUGACGAAUUAAAUUACUCCAGAGUGGCAUGUACAUUGACACUGGCAUCAUGUCGAACAACAUUUUCCUGUUUGCAUUUUUCGCUCUCGUCGGCUUGACACGGAUUGAAGCAAUGCCUACUAAAGGAAGUGAAGGGACCUGGGACGUGGAUUACGAAGAUCAAGAACACACAGGCAUUACAUGCAGAGAAAACGAGCAUUACAACAGCACGCGGAUAGAGUGUGAAGAUGAGUGCAACGAUCGUAAUAACAAACUAUGCUACCGGUUCCAGCAAUUCUGUUGGUGCAACGAGGGUUACAUACGAAAUUCAUCACACAUUUGUGUAAAACUUGAAGAUUGCCUUAAGGACGAAGAACAGAAAUCAGAGACUUUAGCAUCCAGUGCCAACAAUGAUUCUUCAAAACGGCUUGAAGAUGAUCUAAAAUUAUUCUCACAUGAUUCGGUUUCACAUACCUCUUUAGAACCUGAAACGCAAGCACAGAAGUUUAACGGAAUAAUCGAUCAAGAAACUCUUGAUUUGGUGUUUGGAAAACCUGAAAACUCUUGGGCUGAAAAUAAACCCUUAGAAACUAAAACGCAAGCACAGAAGUUUAACGGAAAAAUCGAUCAAGAAACUCUUGAUUUGGUGUUUGGAAAACCUAAAAACUCUUCGGCUGAAAAGAAACCCUUAGAAACUGAAACGCAAGCACAGAAGUUUAACGGAAUAAUCGAUCAAGAAACUCUUGAUUAGCUGUUUGGAAAACCUGAAAACUCUUCGGCUGAGGAACCACCAGCAGAAGUUUAAAUCGACGUAAAAUAGUCUUAAUAACAUAGUAAUAAGAAUCAUUCGUUAAAAUCAGUGUAAUGUUUCCUAGUUGAUAAGUAAACUAAUGUACGAUUACGAUACCAUAUUCAUGUAAUACAAUAAGAGAGAUAAAUAAAAAAUAGUUUUUAAAAAGUAGAAUUUGUAUUUGACAUCUGAUUUUCUGUUGUAUUUGACAUUACUACCCCUAUAAGUAGUCCAUCAAAAAGAACUGUGGAAGGUUCUAGCAACAUGCAAUCCUACAUGGACUUCUCUUAUCAUUAUCCAUAGAAUAAUUCUCAUGUAUGAAGAAGAAUCAUUCCAACACAUUUCCGUCAAACUUGAGUUCUACUAGAAUCUAUUUGGAAUCUGUUAGAGUUGUUUUAUGAUGCCUAGAUUGUAAUGUUGAAAAUUUCUGCCUGGCAACCAUUCCUAGUAGGGCUUGACAAUAUAUGUAUGGAAUCUUCAUACAUUUCCAGCUAUAGGGUACUAGUAAUGUUCGUCAAGUCGAAAAUUUCAGUGUAGAAGAAUUUGAACAUGGUUGUUCAGUAAAGUAAGACUAAAUAAAGUAAGACAGAUCAAAAACCGUCAUGGACUCGUAUUCAAAUAAAAUGAGAAUAGUAUUACUGUGUGUUCCAAAAAGAUUUAAGUCUCUUACAAAAUAUUGUAUCUAUGUAACAAGUUUCACUCAAAAUUUAUUUCCUUUUUCAGCUUAUAGGACGAGAAGUAUAGUCUUCGUUUUUUAAAACAUAUAGAAGAGAGAAAACUUUUGUUUAGUUUUAAUGAGAACGUAAAUAGGCAAGAUAAGCUGGUACCGCUGACGUCAGUCCAAACCACCAGUAGGCAUCGUUAUCAUUUAAACCUAUACCGUAAACGAAUAACAGGAUAACCGCACAUGUUUUUAUGCACAUUGAAUUCCUAAAUAAAGGAUCGAAUACAGAAAAUUAAAAUUAAUGUUAGCUGCUGUUUAUACUAUAAAAGUAAGACUGUAUGCGUGAUUGAAGUCGCAUAAUCGAAUCCAUAUAUAAUAAUAUUUACCAUAACUACACUUAUUAGCAACUCAGUGUUGACUACGAGCAUACUGCAGCAUGUUGUUAAACAGGAUUCCUACUUUUUCUGGUUAUUGCAACCAUUAUUUGCGGUAUAAGGCCUUUUUUUUUUAAAGAAAAUAAAUGAUGAAAUAAAAUAAAUAAUCAUUAUCGAUCA